AUGAGCGGCUACAUAGGUCUCUUGCCAUUGCAUGCAGCUGGAAACAACACAUAUAAUGCGAUGGACUAUGUGAUAUCCAGUUAUACACCUACCUUCCAAGCCUUAGAUUUCUCCUUGCAAAGAGCAGACUCAGUCCCCUACCAUCGAGAUCCGAAAGUCCUCAUGAUCGCUGCGCCCAAAAAGGAAGACCGCAAGAUCCUUGAAACAACUGCAGAGCUUGAUUCGAUCAAGGAAGGGCUCGGAAAUAACACCGGCUUUACUGUCCUCCAUGAACCUCCUUGUCAAAUUGUCUUGGAAGAGCUGCCAAAGCACGACUUGAUUCACUUCUCUUGUCAUGGCCAAUCAAACCCAACCGAUCCCUCAGCCAGCGCCCCUGAAAUAGCUUCGCCAAGUGAGGGACAAGAGCCUUCCUUGCUCACAGUAAGAGAUCUAGCAUCAUUGAAUCAUGAUAGGGCUCGCAUUACCUACCUCUCAGCGUGUUCGACAGCGGAAAAUUCUUCGAGCGAGCUGCUCGACGAAACGAUUCACAUUGCAAGUGCGUUUCAGUUGGCUGGGUUUCCACAUGUUAUUGGAACGAUCUGGGAGGUGAGGGAUAAUGCUGCGAUGGAAGUCCGCCGGCAAUUCUACGAGAUUGUUGGCCAGCAGCUAAAUAGUCACGGACACCUAGGCGAUGUCGCCUUCGCUUUACAUGAAGCUGUUCAAGCACGCAGGAGAAAAAAGCCAAAGGAUUUUCUUUCACGGACGCCCUUUAUUUACUUGGGGGCUUGA
This is a messenger RNA of Penicillium daleae, 768 nucleotides long. Its product is annotated as CHAT domain-containing protein. The coding region runs from base 1 to 768 and encodes 255 amino acids. The record is from RefSeq and is a predicted model, not a curated record. The transcript has a single exon. Lineage: Eukaryota; Fungi; Ascomycota; Eurotiomycetes; Eurotiales; Aspergillaceae.